AUGGCCCUAGCAGCCAUGCAACUUGUAUUACCAGCGAAUUCUCUCGCAGAUAUUAACGGCGCUUGCAAGUCGCUAGAAAAGGUAGUCGAAGAUGGCGAAACGGAGAACGUAGAGGGUGUUACUAGUGACCGGAGUCGGAGGAGGGUCGUGAAUCUCAGUUUGGACCGCUCUCCCAGAUGUAUCUUCCAACUGGCUCUGCAGAUCGUGAAGCUCAUCUACCAGCUCAUCGGUGCUAGCUAUGCUCGAGGCACCGUCAAAAUCGAUGAAUGUCGCUUUACUGUCAUGAAUGAGACAAUUAUGCUUGUUAAUGUCCCCAUGCUUAAUUCCCAACCGGUGCAGCGUUGAUAGGACCAGGUUGGCACCGAGAGGGGUCUUCCGGCCCUGCGCGAGUGCUCUUUAAUCGUGAUUGAUCUGCGCUGUGUAGGUAGGUGGGUACAGAGCGAAAGACUCCGGCGUCGAUUACCUGGGGCAAGGAGACGACGUAAAUUGUACGCGGUCGAGUCGAUUUCCACCGGCUGGUAAAGCGGUUUAGAAGAGCCGAAAUUAAAUAUAGAGACCAUCACUAAGAAC
This is a messenger RNA of Durotheca rogersii, 570 nucleotides long. RefSeq lists its product as uncharacterized. Lineage: Eukaryota; Fungi; Ascomycota; Sordariomycetes; Xylariales; Xylariaceae. The record is from RefSeq and is a predicted model, not a curated record. The coding region runs from base 1 to 345 and encodes 114 amino acids. The transcript is spliced from 2 exons.